This is a messenger RNA of Aspergillus puulaauensis, 2925 nucleotides long. RefSeq lists its product as uncharacterized. Lineage: Eukaryota; Fungi; Ascomycota; Eurotiomycetes; Eurotiales; Aspergillaceae. The record is from RefSeq and is a predicted model, not a curated record. The transcript has a single exon. Bases 1 to 2925 code for a protein of 974 amino acids.
AUGGCUUCAGCUGAUACCGAGUACUCUCAAACUCUGCAGCACAUCACUGACGCCAAACUCGAGGAGCUGUCCAACAAAAGGCAGAUCUUCCAGAAACGCAAAGCUGCUGCCUUGGAAGAGGCCGACUCCUUGGACUCUCGCAUCCAAAAGGUCCGUGUUCUGUCGAACGGCGUCAAGACCUGUUUUGAUGUUCGUGUCGACGACGAUGGGCGCAUCUCCGACCAAACACACAGCAACCGUCAACUCGUCACCGAGCUUUCCAACCUCGAUCGCUUCCUGAAGCAAGCCGAGUAUGAUCCUUCGAUUUCAGUAGAUACGCUGGAACGAUGGCAUCGCUCUUUGCUGUCGCUGCUUGACGUUCAGACGCUGAAAUAUGAGUAUGCUACACUGUUUGCUCGGCUCACCAUGGAGUGGCUGUCUGUGAAAAAGAAUCCAAAGACCCGAGAAGGCGAGAAUAAGAAUGACGAUUUUGAAGAGCUGGCCAGCGCCCGCAAGAUGGAAUCGAAGAGAAACUGGGAGGAAAAUGUCUUCACGCCCGCGGACAUUGACACCGAUACUAUCACGGCCUUCCUCGGUGACUUGUUCCACGGCCCAUCUGGACCUGUUGACGAUGAAUCCACUGAUACUACCAAGGAUGUCCUUAAGGCUCUCGAGAGACUGCGCGAGAAGGUCUCAAAAUUCGAGAGUGAACUGACCUCGUCCACCCAGUUCAAUCCCACUACACUGAAAUGGGUCAUAAAUGGUCUUCUCAGUUCCGAUUUACCCACUGAAAAGCAGCGGGCUGUUCUUAGGGAGUUUCUGAAGGACGACACAGUAUUGACCGAGCUGGCCGAUGUCCUCAACAUGCGACUCGCAGCGUUGCACACUUGGUCCUGGGGCCCCGAAGUGGCCGUCGAACAGCGACGUCAACUUAACGGUGCCUAUCACAUUUACAUGCACGAAGACCUCAUCCAAGCGAUCUUCCUGCAGUAUCUGGGCGUCAAAUGGUCGGUCUUUUUCAAGAAGUCGUUAAUGAACUUUCGAAAGCUCAAGGGGGUUUGGAAAACCCCGAGGUCUAAUGUCCCAGCCGAAGACAAGAAGCGCCGUCGGUUUUUCCUUGACUCCCGCGAAGAGAAGCCCAACUUGCAGAUCGUCAAAGAGUCUAUCCACCGCAAUGCAUACUUCGUAUCCCAGCUUCUGGAUAACGAACAACAGGAUAGGGAAGUGGGCGAGGGAGAGGUGGAAGCUGAGGCGGCGCCCGCGAGAAGAAGCGCCGUGCAACAACAACCCGUACAACAGCCCACAACGGUAAAACAGAUCGCACCGCGUGCCCGUCGACUGCAGCGUAUCGCGGCGCAUAUUGACUCAGACGAAGACAUGGAAUUUGGCCUCAUCGAUCGCGGUGGAGAAAUGUCCGAGCACGAAGACUUGUAUGACUCGCACCCUUUUGCGCCGAAAGUCCUGAAGCCCUCAAACCCGACGCAGGCGAAGCAAAACCUGCUACUCCUGCUGAGCGCCGAUAUCACGAUCAACAAACGACUUUAUGGUGAGAUUACAUGCUUCCGCGCUCAGUAUGGGUCCCUGUAUCCGAGCUUGCCUCACGCAACAAUUCUGGCGGUUCUCAAGUUUCUUGGUGUGUCCGAGAAGUGGACUGGCUUUUUCGAGAAGUUUCUUGCUGCUCCUCUGAAGUUUGUUGACGAGCCUGACGUCGAACCCCGGCUCCGCCGUCGUGGUACCCCUGGGUCCCACGUCUUGAGCGAAGUGUUUGGCGAGGUCACCCUGUUUUGUCUCGACUUCUUGAUCAACAAGGAGAGCAGCGGUGAGUCCUUGUGGCGAGUAAAUGACGAUCUCUGGUUCUGGUCGCGGAGCCAGGACACUUCCGUAAAAGCUUGGAAGGGUAUCCAAAGAUUCAGCGAGACCAUGGGUCUCCCCAUCGGCGACAAGUCUGGCGGCGCCCACAUUACGGCCAAAGAUGGGCCCAAGACCACUAUCCAGCCAGAAUUGCCAAACGGCAGAAUCCAAUGGGGGAUGCUGUAUCUAAAUCCAGAGUCCGGCCGUUUCGAGAUCGAUCAAGACAUGGUAGAUGGCCACAUUGACGAGUUGAAACGCCAGCUCGAGGAUAAAGAAGCCAGCAUUUUCGGCUGGAUCCAGGCCUGGAACGCCUUCGCGUCGACCUUCUUUACCUACAACUUCGGCACGCCCGCAAACUGCUUCGGCCAGCAGCACGUCGACAUGAUGCUCCAAACCCACGAACGCAUCCAGCGCGAGAUAUUCUCAUCAGAGCAGGGAACUGGUGAUCGCAGCGUCAUCACCUACCUCCGCGAGGCCAUCCAGUCCCGCUUCGGGAACACUUCGAUUCCUGACGGGUACUUCUUCCUCCCGAUCGACCUGGGCGGCCUAGAACUGUCCAGCCCUUUCAUCAACCUCGUCGGCCAGCGGGACUCCAUAAUUGCAAGCCCAGAUACCCUCCUCGAUGACUUCUUCAAGGCUGAACACGAGAAGUAUAUCUCUCUAAAGCGCCGCUACGCCGCUAUAGACAAAGACCUCGUCCUCGCGCGGAACAAGGGAUUCCGUCCUGUCGACAUUGACGACUUCAUGUCCUUUGAGGAGUACACCCGCCACCGCGAACUCGUAAGCUACGGACCGGGGCGUCAACUGGUUCACGUCUACGAUGAACUCCUCAGCCACCCCUCGCAGCAGGUGAUCCAAUACGAUUCCACGGGCCCGGUCGCCGUGGGACUCGCGAACGUGAAGAACCAGAAAGGCUUGAGCGGGAUCAAGGGCGAGUGGAACGACAUGUCGCCGUACUGGAAAUGGGUGGCGCAGCUGUAUGGACCCGAGAUUGUGGAGCGUUUCGGUGGAUUUAAUGUUGUCGACCACGGCCUGCUGCCUAUUGGCCUUAUUAGCCAGUUCCGCAGUGGGAGGGUGAGUUGGCGUGAAGAGUAA